Messenger RNA from Laetiporus sulphureus 93-53, 1530 nucleotides. RefSeq lists its product as uncharacterized. The record is from RefSeq and is a predicted model, not a curated record. The transcript has 11 exons. Lineage: Eukaryota; Fungi; Basidiomycota; Agaricomycetes; Polyporales; Laetiporaceae. The coding region runs from base 1 to 1530 and encodes 509 amino acids.
AUGGUGGCGCAUUUCGAUAUGCUCAGCAGCGCUGCCUCCCAGAACGGACCUCCCUCUGACGUGACUGUGAGCGACUUCCAGCCGUAUGUCGACCACGAAGGACCGCCCCCUGCCUGCGACCGAACCGCCCCAUCCUACGAUGCUGGCUCGCGUGCCGCAAUAAAACCGAUGACCGCAUUGCAAAAUGGACGUUACGGUGACGGCGAGAAAGUCAAAAUGAGCUCCAUCCAAGUUGUUAUCGGUGCACACUCUUCCAUCGUGCAGUCGUCGGGAUCCAUGGUCCUCCCCUCCGGAUGGACGCGACACGUGCAUCCAGAGGGCGCACCCUUCUACGUCAACUCGACGGGGCCCGUCUGCGUAGUAACGGAUGCGCCUCUAUAUCGCCAUGAAAUCAGUGCCAAGAUCCUUGCAUCCAUUGACGACAUCAAUCUUCUUGCCACGGAGAACGGCGUUGCUUUGCCACAGAAUUGCGAACUUUACAUUCACGUGGACGACAAAGACGAUGGUUGCAGCUACUAUUUUGUCGACCAUAGUUGCAGGACGGGAUUUUGGCUGAGCACUGUUGACUCUGAGAGCUUGGAUAUGCUUGAGGUUUCUUCGAAGGAGCACCUCAAGCACGUCCUGGAGGAACACUACUGGACUCAUGUGGAUUACUUUCCUCGCCGUCCUAUUGCCGCUGCUGUCAAAGAGGAGUUAGAAGGAAUUUUGCGACACGGUGCCAUAGACCAAAUGUCCUCAGAGAGUUCUACUUUUCCGUACGGCGCGGAACAAUGUAUAUCGUUAUUACAGUUGAUCGAAGGGAGCGAUACGAAGAGCACAUACACGACAUGUAUUAUUGCACGCGUUUGGGUGACGAUAGCUCGUUCCAGAUAUCAGAACUUUUAUGGCCAAGACUAUGCACGUCUUGGAUGCUUGCAGAGGCGACUUGACCCUCCGGGUAUCAUCAGCACUCAUGAGUGGCUUGUCAAGCUGUGCUCUUCCCUUCUCUUCGGGAUACCGCGUACGAUUGUGGUGCACCUGGAAUUUCAAUACGUGGACAAUUUGGCGCGCCGCUCCCACUGGCAGAAGUUCAUAGAAUCUAUUAAGCCUGAAUGGAUUCAAGUAUCUGCUCUGGCCGUAGCUGUGCUGAUAACAUCUGGAAUAUUCUUGAACUCGUCCGGAGACGCGCCUGCGAAAUAUGCACUUCUCAUGUCGAGCGUAGCCUCCCUCAGCGGCGUGAUGAUCGGCUGCACGCUCCUACGCAGGUAUGCGUAUGCGCAGCACUGGACUGCGGAGGAUGCGGCAGUACACCUGGAUGCGUUCAAAAGCCGACGGUUCGGCUACCUUCCACUAGCGGUGGUCUUUAGCCUGCCACAGUCACUGAUGAUGUGGUCGCUGUACCUUCUAGGAGCGCAUAUUGCUAUACGUGCUGUUGGCGUGUCAGAGACCCUCAUUGAAGUUCUGGCUGUCAUACCAGCCUACUUAUGGCUACUUUUUGUUGCUGUGACGCUGGCGGGAGCAAAGUCACUGAGGGCUUACGUUUGGGAAUGA